Messenger RNA from Candoia aspera, 1262 nucleotides. It is a transcript of the gene BRMS1, whose product is annotated as BRMS1 transcriptional repressor and anoikis regulator. Gene Ontology annotation, cellular component: Sin3-type complex. The transcript has 11 exons. Lineage: Eukaryota; Metazoa; Chordata; Lepidosauria; Squamata; Candoiidae. The coding region runs from base 175 to 1122 and encodes 315 amino acids. The record is from RefSeq and is a predicted model, not a curated record. Gene Ontology annotation, biological process: negative regulation of transcription by RNA polymerase II. Gene Ontology annotation, molecular function: histone deacetylase binding.
UCAUAGACACGUAGCCGCUUCCAACGGCCGGCUUUAUAAGCCGUUCGGAUUGGUUAAGGGCAGUGGGCGGGGCUGAUGGUGGACCACUUCCGAUUGCGGAAGGGAGCCGGAGCGGCGUCUACGCUUGGCGCAGCCCCUCCCCCAGCUUGGGCGUUUUGACCAGUCAAGGCUGCCAUGCCUGUUCAGCCUCUGCCCAAGGAGAUGGAGGGGGAAGGCGAUUCUGCCGCGGAAAUGAACGGCGAGGAAGAGAGCGAGGAUGAACGCAGUGCCAGCCAGUCAGAAUCCGAAGAGGAGAGUUCAGAAAUGAACGAUGAAGAUUAUGAACGGCGACGGGUGGAAUGCAUGAAUCAGAUGCUCGAUUUGGAGAAGCAGUUCUCUGAAAUCAAAGAGAAGCUUUUUAAGGAGCGCCUGAAUCAGGUGAAGGCCAAGUUGGAAGACGUGAUGUCAGGAAAAGCCGUGGAAUACCUUGACCCCCUGGCCGUCUUGCAGAACCACAUGCAGAUCCAGAUUGAAGUGGCUGGGAUAUAUCGAGGGUUCUGCCUGGAAGUCAUCAAGCACCGACAUCGAUGUGAGCUGCAAGGCGCACAGCAACAUCUGGAGAGUGAGAAACUGCUGCUGUUCGACAGCCUUGAGGAACGCCUGUUGGAGCGCAUCCAGCGUUUGGAAGACGACAGGCACAGCGUGGGCCUCACUUCUGAGUGGUGGGAUGGCUGGGAUUCCCUCUGGCCCGGCAAGAGGAAGAAACCGCCACUGGUGUCCGGCCCAUACAUCGUUUACAUGCUGCACGACAUCGACAUCAUGGAAGAUUGGACCGCCAUCAAAAAGGCAAAAGCCGCUGUCUCCCCUCCAAAGAGGAAGGCUGAAGGCCCACUGAAGGCUGAGAAGCUGUCCUCCCCUCCCCUCUUCGCCGCGCACUGUGAAGAUGGCCACCUUCACUAUGACGGCGAGGUCUACGUCAAAGGGCAAAGCAUCUUCUUGCAAGUGGGAGAUGAGGCACCUGUCCAGGCCGUGAUCACCGCCAUCAGCACAGGGGAAGUUUGGCUGCGCAGAGAAGAUGGGAGCAAAACCAAAAUCUACGUUUCCCAACUCCAAAAAGGCAAAUAUUCAGUACAGAAAGCUUAGCAUAUCCCAUGUGGUGGGGGCCAGGGGCUUUGGCUGCCCACCUCUUCCAAAACCAUCAUGGACUCUUUCCCGGACAAGGAGGGGACCCCGCCACAGCAGGCAACCUCCCCAAGCCGGCUCGGGCUGGGGCCACAGAAAUG